Messenger RNA from Exophiala oligosperma, 810 nucleotides. RefSeq lists its product as uncharacterized. The transcript has a single exon. Gene Ontology annotation, molecular function: oxidoreductase activity, acting on the CH-OH group of donors, NAD or NADP as acceptor. The record is from RefSeq and is a predicted model, not a curated record. Bases 1 to 810 code for a protein of 269 amino acids. NCBI's taxonomy places the organism in Eukaryota, Fungi, Ascomycota, Eurotiomycetes, Chaetothyriales, Herpotrichiellaceae.
AUGGACGUGCCUGGGUUUGCAUUGGUAACCGGGGCAGGAUCUGGCAUCGGGAGGUCAUGCGCUAUUACUUUCGCAAGCGAGGGUGCUGCUGGGGUUGCUGUACUAGACAUCAGCAUGACAGCGUUAGACACGGUCAAAGCUGAGAUCGAAUUCGAACACAAAGAUUGCCGUGUGCUCGCCUAUCAGCUCGACGUAACGAACGAGGACCAAGUCGGAAAGGCUGUGGAUGAGAUUGCCCGAGUAUUUGGCAGGAUUGAUUACUUGGUCAACUGCGCAGGUACCACUGUGAAGCAUGUUGGAGGAACUGCUCGCGCAGAGACUAAGGACUGGGCACGAGUCUUGGAUCUCAACCUGAACGGCACAUUCUAUAUGAGCAGAGCGGUCCUGAGGGUCAUGCUGAGCCAAGAGCACAUUAUUUCUUCCAGGAACAAAGAUGCCAUUCGACGAGGAUCAAUUGUCAACCUCUCCUCGAUUCUGGGUGUUGUUGGGGCACCUAUGUCCGCUGCAUAUGUGGCGUCGAAGCACGCAGUUAUAGGUUUCACAAAAGCCGCGUCCGAAGAUUAUGCAAAGGACGGUAUCCGCGUCAAUGCGGUCUGUCCUGGUUAUACUGACACACCACUGUCACGAGGGAACGGUGGAGAACCACUCCUCGGCAAGAUUGUGCAGGAAAAGGUGGCGCGUGAGGUCCCGAUAGGAAGGAUUGGACAGCCUCAUGAAAUCGCAGAUUGCGUGGUGUGGUUGUCCGGGGGCCGGAGCUCAAUGGUGACUGGGGCUGUGAUUGUGGCAGACGGCGGCUUUACACAGAAAUAG